UUAACAUGUAAAUUUUCUUCUUGUAGGAAAACAUUUGUGCAUUAUGUGACACAGCAAUAGAUAUUGACAUUGUAAUGGACCAUGAGUGUUACAAAGGAUAUACUAAAAUCCAUGUUGAUGAUGCAGGCUACAUAUAUCCACAGCUUGAUAAUGGUAUGAUUGUCGACCCAAAUGAAAUUCAUGAUGAACCAUUGACCGAGAUUCUUAGGAAUGAAAUGUUGAUUAGCGAAGUCCAAAAGCGAGAAGCCUUAUGGAAUUUUAAAAUUCCUGUUACCGAAAGGGGCAGGAGUAUUAUUCAGAUAUUAUGGGAGGAGGUAGUGUCUGCUAUGAAUGGUAACAUCAAAGAUGUUAAUGAGGCCAAGAAUAUAUGGAAAAAACUUCGUUACAAUUACAGCCGAAUUUUAAUAGAGCAAUAGCAAGAAAAGCGGUUCAGCUGGUAGUGGAAUGAAAAAAAAUAAAUGGCCAUACUAUGAAAUGAUGGCUUUCACUAAAGAUCUCUUCAUCGAGAAUAGAAAAAGAAGUUCCAAUGUAUCAAUAUUAAAACUGUACAAUGAUGAUUCGGUUGCAUCAACCAGUUCAUCUUCGUCAGUAUCAGAAACAGAGGCAAAAAAGAAACGUCGCUCAUCCGAGUCAAACGAAACAAUAUUAGCAAAACUCACUUCUUUGUUGGAUGCACCUCUACCUCCACCGCCUGAACUUGUCUUACCACCAUUACCUGCUAUGCGACCGCAGAACGAUGAGAUAGAAAACGUGAUAGGACUAGUUCGGGCAGCGUUAAACAGAAUACCUCUUUCAAAGAGACAUCACUAUAUUUUAGAAUUACUUACAUUUUUAUAUUCACGCGAAAACUCUUACAAAUAAAAAAUAUUGUCAAAAAUUAUUUAAAAAAUGAAGGAAUAUGUAUUAAGUAAAAUGUAUAUU
Molecule: messenger RNA, 921 nt
Organism: Odontomachus brunneus
Lineage: Eukaryota; Metazoa; Arthropoda; Insecta; Hymenoptera; Formicidae
Exons: 5
Coding region: 445-861 (138 amino acids)
Source: RefSeq, a predicted model, not a curated record